This is a messenger RNA of Penicillium nucicola, 3561 nucleotides long. RefSeq lists its product as uncharacterized. Bases 1 to 3561 code for a protein of 1186 amino acids. Lineage: Eukaryota; Fungi; Ascomycota; Eurotiomycetes; Eurotiales; Aspergillaceae. The transcript has 2 exons. The record is from RefSeq and is a predicted model, not a curated record.
AUGCGCAUGCUCUAUGAACUUCAAUUUAGCGAACAUGGCGAACAGAAUGGACCCCGACCCGCCGCGUCAGCCCUCACACCCAUCACACGCCCCAACGAGAGAUCCCCGCACGAGGCCGAUGUCAAGACCGACGUCGCGACCACCGCCUUCCGCCUCACUUCCCCCCAACGAUUGCCUCAAAAACCACUGGAAGAAUCUUCCUCGGCUGGUCCGUCGAGGGCUUCUCCGAUCGCUGUAAAUCGUACCGCUCCCUCUUCGCCAAUCACAACCAAAGCCCCUGCUCCAAAUCGGCUCACGCAUGAGAAUCCUCCCGCAAGUUCUCGGGCGGCUAUAUCGCUAUUGGAUGUGAUCAAUUCUGUGAUCAAAGCUGAGCAAUGUCAACAAGAAAUAUACAGACUCGAGAAGGAGAUGCCGACCCUUGAACGGAAUCUUCAAAAAGCCAAACAGUCCCAAGUCUUUGCUGGUACAAUCACUUUGUAUCAGCAGCAGCUAGGCACAGCAAAGGAUGAGUUGUCGAAGCAGACUACUUUGUUCGAUCAACAUCGGUCAGUGUCAAGCAAAGCCGAAAAGAUAUUACUCAGUCAGUGGUCUCAGCCACAGUCUCAGCCUGGGAUCAACCCGAUGUCAGAGAAGAUGGAGAAUAUGGAGUCACAAAUACAGGAAUUAAAGACCCAAGCGACGCGACCUUCCUCCACAUCAAGUAUUUCGGAUGAUAAAAUAAAGGCAAUCAACCACAACUUUUCAAAGAUUCGGGAAUGUGAAGCCUCGACAAAAAUUCUUGUCACUAACAUUGAAGGGAGAUUAAAAAACAUCGAAGCAGGAGUGCCAGCAACCAAAAGCAAGUCUGAAGCCCCCGCUGGAACGAUAGAUAUUCGUGUCCAAAAGCUAGAAAAAUCGAUACAAGCGCACUCUCUUCGACUAGGGAAUAUCGAUUUUUCGAAUGCAAAAUCCAAUAAAGAUUUUGGGGUGGACAUAUCCAGACUUCAGGGUCAAGUCUCCCGCCUUCAAAGUGACACUUCUAGACUUCAGGACGAUGUUUCUACGGUCGAUUCAGUCAACUCUAAGCUUCAAAGAAAUGUAUCUGUCCUCGAAAGAAAUGACUCCAGGCGUGACAGCGACCUAGAAAUGGUCGACAAGAAACUCCAAGACAAACUCACUGUCGUGAACAACGAACUCAAGAGAGCCAACAACGAGCUGAGCGGACGGGUGUUUCCCCUUGAGCGUGCAGUGACACUUCUCAAAUCCCAACCACGCUCCACCAGCGGCGGCCCACCUUCUGAAGUGGCUGAGGCUUCCUCAUCUUUCACGAACCACAGGUUGUCUUUAUUGGAGCAAGAAAUUCAGGCAUUAGCAGCCUCCAUCCAGCUGCAAGAAACCAGAAUACAAGGAAUUAUGUCAAUCCACGAAAAUGCACAAGACGAGUACUUUGCAGAGUUGGAGAAAUUGAAAAACUCCAUCGACUCGCUAGAAACCGGCCAUUAUAAGAGCAAGCAAGUUGCACCUGAACUGAAUUCGGCAGAGCUGGAGACCUUGAAAAACUCAAUUGAUUCACUAAAAAACGACCACGAAAAGACGAGACAAAAUGUGACUGAGAUUGACCGCCGAAGCGAUGGUCUGAUGGCCAGUCAGGAAGGCAGUCGUGCAAUCUUGCUCCAGGGCAUUUCGAAGCUUCAAACCAAGAUUGAUGAUGAUCGCACUGCUUACGUACUGGCAAUCGAAGCACUGGAAACAAACGUGGACAAUCUUCGCAGUUCUUCUGCGAACUCUAUCGAGGGAAUUGAGCAAAAGCUGGAAAGCACUCGCAGUGAUUUGACGUCGUCUGUUGUUGUGGUACGAACUGAUAUUAACAGUUGCUCAGCGACAGUGAAUCAGCUCAGGGAUGACCUCUCUGAAGCCUCAAAGCGUCUAGCAACAAUGAUUCCGGCUUUCGAGGAAGUAAAAAAAUGCAACGAUGUUGUCACCGGUCAUACCGUUUCCCUCCGAUCGCUUGAGGGGCGAUAUAAAAACAUCCUUACCGGGGACUUGGUCACCCGCAUGUCGCAUGCUAUCCUUGAAAUGAGUCCUUUGGCCACCCUCGAACAAAAAGUUCAAAUGCAUGUGACUGAGACAAAAAACAAAAUUGCUACCCUCGCUGAAACCAUGACCCAGUUGCAGCAAGUACCGCAAUUGUCUUCUGUAGACAAGCAUGCACUGGCAACGGUCCCACAAAUAGUUGUGAAAGUGAAAUCCCUUUUGCAGCGUGUUGAUACAAUGCAAGCAGCCAUCGACAAGCUGUCUACUCUUUCACCUGACACAACGGAUUUACGGCUGCAAUCGCAAUCUUCCCUCUCCCCCGAGGACAAAAAUGCGCUGGCAGAGUGUAUCAAGGUUUCGGAGGAUCUCUCAAAACGUGUCGAUCUCAUGGAGAGCACUGGUUUGCAAAAGCUGCUGCAGGAAAUGAGUCGUUUGUCAAAUCAGGUCGCAGCCAACGAGGAACUGAUCUAUAGUGUCGAUGCCAAAUUUGAUGACCUGAACCCCACAGAGCCAUAUGCAGAGCUCAUUCAAUCCGUGGAAAAGAUUGAUCCGUUGAUUGCCAAGGUUGAAGACCAUAUCUUGCAAUUGGAACAGGUCAAAAAUAAUGUUGCCGAUUUCAACCGAGCAGAGGCCGCGCGGUCGAAUGCCGGUUUACAAGAUUUCACAGAUGUGCAUGCACGGCUAUCAGACCUGGAAAGUAAUUGUCCAAGUUCCGAAGCCAUUCAAGGUCUGCUCGCAAAGGUGGAAGGCUUCAAAUUACGCGAUUAUAUGCUUGAGCACCGUAUGGCGGAGCUGGGAUCCAAGGCUGACGGAAUAAGAGACCAGCUGGCAGACCUCACAACCACUAAGAAUCUUGCAGAGGCAGUGAGAGACGAACUGGAUUUCCUUGCCCCUAGAGUUGUAGCGCUUGAGAACCAAGACCAAACCGAAGACGAAGGCAUCAAAUUGACAGAUCAGCAAAUCAAACAGUUACGGGAACGAUUGGCCGGAGAGCCGAUCCAUACGAUGCUGAUUCGUCUUCGAAAAGUCGAAGACGAGGUGAAAAAGGUCCUAAGCAGUUCUGAGGUGCGCAUUCUCGGGGCAUCAAGGACCAGCACCUCCACCCCAACUCAAGUUACCAAAAGCUCCGUAGGGAAUCAUAUACCAACCACUCCAGCUCAUGUCCAUAAGGAUGGAACACGUCCUGUUCAACUGGCUGGAACCCCGGCCAGAUCGACUCCAAAGCCCGGUCUAUCAUCUGGAGCGUCAAGCAGUUCGAAGAGUCAACCUUCGUCGUUGAAAAAGCCCCCACACCAGCAAGUACAGUCCUUGAAAGGGGUCACCGGGCGUCAUUCUAUCGAAGCGCCACCAGAGAAUGAAAGAAGUACACCGUCUUCAUCUACCGGUGCGUCGCCAGAACCUGGUUCUUCUUCUCUCAAUAAGAAGUUGAGGAAGGAGUUGAAGGCCAAGAGGAAGGCGGAAAGAGAGGCAGAAAGAGAAACGAGAGAAAGCAGAGAAGGCUCGUCGAAGCCGAAGCCGAAAAAGAUCAAGACCGAGAAUGAAUCCUAG